AUGAUAUUCACAGCCCUCCCAACUACAAUCACCCAACACCACCUCUCCAACGUCACCGCCAUUUGCCUCCUCGCAACCCUAACCACCUAUCUCCUCCACUCCCUCUGGAAGAAACACCACAGCUCGAAAUCCCCCGAGAGCGACCCCGAACAAAAGUCCCUGUCCCCCGCUUCAAAGUUCAAACAGCCCACCCGCAAACCGGGAGAAUGGACUCCAUCCGACUUCAAGCGACCGCCUGCCGCUCCGUAUCCAGACUGGGACGUGCAUACCACCAAGCCAAAACCCUACCGACCGUUCAGAUACGGACCAGAACCCACAGUAAAUACUUCAUCACAAUGGGCCUGCGAAGCAUGA
Molecule: messenger RNA, 354 nt
Organism: Aspergillus oryzae RIB40
Lineage: Eukaryota; Fungi; Ascomycota; Eurotiomycetes; Eurotiales; Aspergillaceae
Exons: 2
Coding region: 1-354 (117 amino acids)
Source: RefSeq, a predicted model, not a curated record